AUGGAGACAACCGAUAGCCUAGCAUCUAAGCGCAGGUUGACCCGCUCGUCGCUGGCCUGCCUCCCCUGUCGUUCCCGCCACAUCAAAUGUGAUGGCCAACGCCCGCGAUGCGCCAGGUGUGUCGAGACCUCCAAGGAAUGUGACUACACCGAGUCUCGUCGUGGUGGGCUUGACCGUGCUGCGCUGGCAGAACGACGCAGGAAGCUGACUGCCGCUGAGAGUGGCUAUCCUCCAAGCCCGCCUAGGUCGACGGGGCUUCAGCAGGAUCACAACGGCCUUGACCUCGCUGAGGAUGUUGAUAUUGGCAUCGAAUGGGUCAGUGAAAUCACACCGCCACUCUCUAUUGAUUACAAUAUUCCCAAUCCGGGAACCCUUGACCCCUUGGUGGACUCAUACUACAAGAACUUCCACAAGUUUCACCCCGUGGCUCCCCCCCGAAACCACCUGAUUAGACUUUGCCAAGACAUGGUCAGGGCAAACCAACUGAAUCCCUUGAUCCAUGUUUUGCGAUUUAUUGGCCAUAUAUACAGCUAUCGAGAAUGGUCGACCCCACUAAGGAGUUCCCUUGAAGCCUCACUCACGCAAGUCCCAGACAAAGAUCCUAUCGCGGCCCUAUGCCGGCUUCUAUACUCCAUCCCGCUGUUUUGGUUUGGCUACAAUGCAGAGGCUAAGCAACAAAUGGACAUGGCUGCCACGAUUGCCCUUGAGCUAGGAAUGUAUCAACAGGGGUUUGCGCCGCUUCAUGGCAGCGGAGACCCCGUUCUGGCCGAGAUGUGGCGCAGGACCUGGUGGCUGCUUUACGUUGUCGAUUGCUCUUACGCAGGGACAUUGGGUACUAGGAUUUUCGCCUUCCAGCAUGUCAAGCACACCACUGACUUGCCAUGCGAAGACCACGAGUACGAAUCUGGAGACAUCCCAGAGCCUCGAACUCUCGAAGAGUUUGACUCCCGGGAGUUCAGCUUCGAGGAAACCUGUUUCUCCUCCUUCGCCUAUCUUAUCGGUGCUGUACGAUGCGGCAUAUCGGCCAUGACUAGCUUGCCACAAUUCGUCACCAAAGAGGACUCGGAACAGUUGAUUCAGAAAUUCGACUCAACCGCCGAUGCGUGGCUUCUUCUUCUCCCCAAGUCCAAGCAAGUCAUGUCCAAGACUGGGGAGAUUGAUGAGCUCAUGUUCCAGGCGCACCUAAUCCUUCAUGUUGCUACUAUUGGUCUGCAUAGGCCGUUAUCGGAUCUCAAAUUCAACGCGGUCGAGGACAUAUCCAGCUGUGCUCGAGAGCCCCCGCCAGACACACCAACACCUGAGCUUGUGAACGUGCACACGGUGCGGAUUUUGCGCGCGGUUGAGGCCCAGAUACGUCUCUUAGCGUUGCCAGUUAGGCCCUUCCACCACUCGCCAUUCACGACCUGCACAGUCAGUGAGGGCACCCUUGCGUUGCUCUCUGCCUGCAAUUAUCUGUUGAAGGGAAGGGAUCUCGAAGUGGCAAGGGAUCAAAUCCGCCUUCAGAUCGGAUGUCUCAAGGUGCUGGCCGAACUGUGGCCCAGGACCGCCCGCAAUGUCAAGGAGAUUCAGAUCAUCGCACGCCACGUACUCAAGUUGGAAUACAGGAACGAUGGGACCAGCAGCGAAUCAUCCGGUUCAAACCAAGGGUCAAGCCUUUUACGUGGAAGUACAGGUGUAUGCGAUCAAGACGGGUCACCAAGCGGUAAUAUCUUUGCCAAUGCCGACCUGAUGGAUGGAGCUUGCGGAUGGUAUGGUACCCUUGGCCCAGAUGGAGGCAUUUCCAAUUGGUGGAUGAAUGAAUAG
Molecule: messenger RNA, 1803 nt
Organism: Clonostachys solani
Lineage: Eukaryota; Fungi; Ascomycota; Sordariomycetes; Hypocreales; Bionectriaceae
Source: the annotation of a GenBank genome assembly